CUCCCAGCUGGAAUAAAUCGGGACAUAUUGAGAGUUCAAGCGGUAGACACUUAAACAGUAUUGAUCAUUGGGUGCGUGGAAAUAACAUUCUUGGGAAUAAUGCAAUUAAAAAUCUAAUGGUGAAAUAACUAGUGGUCAAAUACCCAAACUGGUUGACAAAUUCAGCAACAACGAUCAAAAGGUGUGUACAGAGGUAUGGUGCGGGGUUUUAGAGCUGAACUAAAGACAUAUCUUUAUCUAUUUACUGCCUGAAGUUUAUGUGCAGAAAAUCACAUACAAUAUUGUGCAUACAUUUAUAAUCAUGUACAUGUAUAUAACCCCAUAGAAAUGGGCUAAUAUCCAACGGCAAUUGACAUGGAAGACUAGAUCGAAGAUUUUUUUGCGUAAAGUCACUUUGCAGCGUGAAGAUGAUGUUUAACGUUUCGUGUAUGCGUUUGGUUUUGAAUUCAUGCAACAGCAUAUUGUUAUAAAUAUUGUCAACUAUCAACUUCGACACAAUGGGAAAAUCCGUACAAAGUCAUUUGAUCGUUUUAUAUUCCAUGAUCUCUACCAUCACCUGUUCUUUGUCAACAGACUACUUUCCCACAUCGUGGUCUUCGGUGUGCAGUAGCAGCAUAAACAACAACACAGAAACAAAUCGGGCUAAUCUAUUCUGUUACCUGGGGCCGAACGAUCCUGUUAUUAUCAAUUUAAAACAUUUGAAUCGAUUUACUCGAUAUCUUCCGGAGCUAACUGUUAAUGUCAGCAUUGAGUGUUUUAGUGGUGGGAAUAUCUCUAUGACCUGGCCUAUGAAAAUAACGGGACUAGUGGGUCUUAUGGUACAAGAUUGUGUUAUUUAUGAUUUUAUGAGCGACUGGAAUAACCAGGAAUUAGAAGGAACAUCGGAUACCCUCCAAACACUAGCUGUUAUUAACUCUGUUAAUUUAAUCAACAUACCAUUAUUAUUUCAAGCUAUUACCGAAUUCAGAAAUGUAUCUAAUGAAUGGAACUGUGGUCAUGACACAACUUUGAGAAAAAUAGUUUUCAGAUCUUUCCGUUUUCACGUGGAAAAUUUUGGGGAUGACACAAUGCCAUACCAAAUACCAGACCUUAGCGUGAUGGACCAGAACGCCAUGGUUAACGAGGGUUUUGAUUGCACAUUUCCGCACCUCAAAUACCUCGAAGAAUCCUUUGAUGAAAUUGCCACCUCUUACCAUUUCGAAGCCCUGAAGAUGGGCGAUUAUCCUAAUCUCAGGUGUAUGAACUAUUCUAACAGUGUAUGGUCGGCAAUUCCACCGGCUUUGAAUGAUUGGUACCUGAAAUACCCGAAAUUAGAAUAUAUGGAUUUUAGUGGUAAUCAAAUUUCAGAAGUUAAACUUCGCGAUUACCGAUCCAGUUUAACGAAAACCAUCACAGUUCUUGAUGUACGAAAUAAUAAUAUCACUAGCAUAGCUGUUCAAGAUAUCAAGAAUUGGAUUCAAGAUUUGUCAUUCAUGUUUGUCGAUAUUCGAAAUAAUCCUUUGGACUGUAGUUGUAUAAAACGGGAAUUUAUUUACCAAGUUCAAGACGAGGAUUGGUUUGUUGGUGAUUUGUUUAAAUAUAAAUAUAUCAGAAAUAUGACUUGUUCCACUCCGCCAUCAGCUCGUGGUAAAAUGUUACAAUAUUUGACUAAAGAUGAUAUGGGAUGUGCGAUACCCCCAGCUGAUCUGACUGUAGCUCUCGUUAUAGUGGCCAUUGUUGCCGCUAUUUUAAUCAUUCUUAUCGUGCUUUUAGUGCGAUAUAGAAAAGGGGUCAAAAUUAUUCUUUAUACAAGAUUUGGUAUCUUAAUACCAAGUGAAAUGGGUGACAAGUCCGACUCUAAGAUAUAUACAGCCUUCGUAUCCUAUAGUUCUGCGAAUGGAGACUGGGUGCACGAUUAUCUUCAAAAGAAUAUCGAGACUCCAUCCAACAGUAAAUGUCAGGCUUUCAAAUUGUGUUUACACGAACGAGAUUUUAUCGGUGGGAAAAGCAUCCUGGACAAUAUCAUAUACAGUAUAGAGAACAGCCGUCACACUAUUGUUAUACUCUCAAAGGCGUUUCUAAAGAGCAUCUGGGGAAUGGAGGAAUUCACUCAGGCUUAUAACGAAAGCAUUGUGAAGAAACGGCGACAUUUGAUUCUGGUGAAACUCGAGGAUAUACCUGAAGAUGAGAUUCCAACUUCCCUGAAACGUUGUUUAAGGACUUUCACCUAUUUGGACAUUAAAGAUAAUAUGUUUUUAGAUCGACUGAGAUACUCGUUAGCUAUUAAAUCUAAAUUAGUUAGAUACGAUUCAUUGGUUUCCAUAAAAACCCAAGUUUCCACAGAUUCGGGAUGUGUGCAUGACGUUAAUGGCUCAGAACAUGACACCCAUAGCACAACAGAUAAUGCGGUUUCCAUUGUCGAGGUUAAAACAGACUUUUAAGACUGUCUAAUUAAAUUAUUUUAAAUAUUACAGAUUUUUUUUUGAGAGAAGAUACUUCACGUUUAUUUAAAUAUUAUUGAUCACAAUAGGGAUUGACAUUCCAUUUUAAUAAUUUCUCCAAACUUGUUUAUGGCUUUUAAGCUUGUUUUCGGUGGUGAUGCUUCAUAAUAUUCUAUACGGUAUAAACGCAUACCAGACUCUUAUAUUCAUAUGGAAAUCAAAAUCCAUAGACUUUUAAAACUACAUGCCGAUUUUAUUGAAUGGCAAAACACAUUAAUUACAAUUAUUACAAUAGGGGUUAUACCGUUCUUUAACAAAAUGUUUAUGAUCUGUGAAAUUUUUUGUUCGGUUAUUUAUGUAUCUUUCAUAGUUCUAUUUUAAAAACUACAUUCCAGGUAAA
This is a messenger RNA of Patella vulgata (common limpet), 2820 nucleotides long. RefSeq names its product protein toll. Bases 498 to 2420 code for a protein of 640 amino acids. The record is from RefSeq and is a predicted model, not a curated record. Gene Ontology annotation, molecular function: transmembrane signaling receptor activity. Gene Ontology annotation, cellular component: membrane. The transcript is spliced from 2 exons. NCBI's taxonomy places the organism in Eukaryota, Metazoa, Mollusca, Gastropoda, Patellidae. Gene Ontology annotation, biological process: toll-like receptor signaling pathway; immune response.